UUGUAAGCCCCUAUGACCCGGUCAGCCUCGCAAAAGCUCAAGGCUGAGCCAUGCCAAGGGAUUACAUAAUCUAGGUUGAUUACGUUAUCAAAGGGCGUCGCGACCUAAUGUCCUUUGACUUUUUUUGUGGCCUCGACAUAUUGCAAUACAUAUCAUUUGGUGUAUUCUGAUCUGGCCACAAGAGUGCUUUUCGAGUUUUGAGAAUCUCCCUGGUCCCGUGGAUCUUUUGAAAGGAACUCAGUAAUCCUCGACGACCUUUCCCAUAUCUGUCCUGUCACAAUGCCUGAAAACGGCCAAGUCGAACCUAUUCCCCCGGUCAAGGACCUGGCUAGUAGUGAACCAUCUGUGCGACGGGCAUGUCUCAAGACCAUCAUCUCGCACCUCACCGAGCGCGCUGCUUCAUCGCCACUGACAUCGACGCAAUGUCUUCAACUCUGGCGCGGGCUAUACGUAGCACUCUACAUGCACGACAGCAAGAAUGCCUUGUCUGUACAGCAAUUGGCCGCCGAACUGGCGGCGACAGUGAAGCUCAUGGCCGCAAAGGACGAAGAGGCCACCAGCAGUGGCGAGGACGACGAGAACAGUAACGGCAACAGCAAAAGCAACAGCAAUAACUCUCCAUCUUGGCUCGACACCUGGGCCACGGCAUUCUGGGAGACCAUCUGUCGAGAAUGGACGACGAUCGACCAGUGGCGCAUGAACAAGGUGCUGAUGCUGGUCCGUUUCUUCUUGAGAGAAACCUUUAAUGUCUGCUUCACUGCGAUCGCCAACGACACAGAUAGUACCAACUCUAAAGACUUGGUCCUGCGGCAAAAGCAGAUCUUGGAAACCUGGCCGCUCAGUCCGCGCGAGCGCAAGGUUCCAGAUGGACUGAGGCUCCAUGUCCUUGACGUCUGGGUUGACGAACUGCUCGGCCAACUCGACGUUGUGCGCCAGUCUGGAACUGUGGAUGAUGACGACAACGCCGUCGCCGCCUCGUUGCAACAAGUCGCGCAGGAUUUCAUGACGCCCGUCGAAACAAUCAGCAGGCAAGCUUUGAGCAAAGGCGUCAAGAUGAGGGCCAAAGAUGCGAUUCAGCUGUUUCAGGAGAAAACUUCUUCGUGACAGUGACAAAAGUCAGCCGUCAAGUUUUGCUGAAUACGUCACACGAACCAUCAUUGCAUUACCUACAUACUGGACAAGAGGCCGCUCAGUGACACUGAUAGGAGGAUUCGAGGUCGAUGGCCAUGCUCUUUUGCAAACAAUAUGGGCACUGGCGUGCAUGCAGUAUUCCUUACCAUCCAUGGACUCCUCGCGCAACGACCGUGCCCAAGCAUACUUCUAACCGCAUAUACACACUGUCUGUGUUUCCCGCUGACUGCUCGCGCGCAUCAACUGCCAGGCUGCCCACGGGGCAAUCUACAUAGCGAUGAACAUUCUCGGUCUAUCGAAUUGUCCUAAAUUCGUCCGGCCAGGGCCCCUACGGGAAGGGUUGGUUCCAAACAAACCGCCGCUUCCAUUGAGUCAAUAUUUUGACCCAAACCCAACAAUCUACCCCCUUCGAAUAACGCCAGCUCCUAGCUUCGACAUAGCAGAGCAUGCCUGCAGAAUACCAUGUGCAAAGAUCGUUCGCAAGACUCGGAUGAAAGCGUGGGCCCAGAGGCUCCAUCUCACUUCUGGGUUCUGUGUUGGCCAUAUAUCGCGGUACAAAAAGUCUGAAAUCCUUUCCCUUGCCUUGUCUGGCCCACAAUAGUCAUCUGGCUUUCAAAACCCAAGCAGUGCUGAAAUUCAGACGUGGAGGAUCUUCUGACCAUUAACCGGGUCGUGAUUGAGUUGGGCGGUCAGCUGGAUAGACCUUAGCCGGGUAAGCGAAUAUUUGACUUUCCGGGGGGAGAGUGUGAGAAUGUGAGAGUUUUCAGAUGGGAUAGAACCAUCGCACAGUCGCCCCCGGGAUAUCACAGAGGCUGGCAUUCCGGAAUCUUGCCCUGCUGCCCCGGAGGCUUGGUUGGAUCCCCAGAGCUGGCCGCACGCGACCUAACUGUUCGAGGCGCGGGCGUGCGAUCUUGAACACCCAGCUGUGGCAGGUGGGCUAGGUCUGUCCAUGGUCGAUGGUGGAUACCAAGGGGCAUACUGUAUCUAGGUAGCGAAACAGACAAGAAGGAGAGACAAUGGUAAUCCAACUGUUGUUCCCUUUGCUCACCCACCCGUCACAGCAUCUUGUCUGUGUAUACCUUGCAUUGUUGUUUGCCGGCUCCCCUUUCGUUUACUUCGGACCAAUACCUUACGCCAGUACAACUACACCUUAACGUACAUGCUAGCGUACCUUAUACUCGGCAGAGUGUAUACAAUAGUAGGUACAGAUCAAGCAAACAUAUGAUUAGCAUAAAUACACAAAAUGGCUCGGC
Exophiala dermatitidis NIH/UT8656 is the source of this 2384-nucleotide messenger RNA. RefSeq lists its product as uncharacterized. The record is from RefSeq and is a predicted model, not a curated record. The coding region runs from base 280 to 1104 and encodes 274 amino acids. Gene Ontology annotation, cellular component: preribosome, large subunit precursor; preribosome, small subunit precursor; nucleus. NCBI's taxonomy places the organism in Eukaryota, Fungi, Ascomycota, Eurotiomycetes, Chaetothyriales, Herpotrichiellaceae. The transcript is spliced from 2 exons. Gene Ontology annotation, biological process: rRNA processing.